AUGAGCAACGUCAAUGAUUCUGCAGGAGGGAAUCCUGUCCGGGGAGUCGACUCGCGAACACCUUUGCUGGGAUCGUAUGACCGACGCGAGCCUCCAUGCGGCAUGGGAGAUGCCUGCGACCAUGGCACCUUCACUCCGCGAGUGGAGAUUGAUGAACCUGCAUGGCGUACGGCUGAUUUCGCUGGUGAACGGUCUCGCAUCGGACAUCUCAGUCGGCAGUCUACCGGUGCGGCACCGAGCAUACAUGGACCAGAAAACCUACCUCGGACAGGGACUUCGACCCCGCUUCCAGUAAUACAUAGUAAAUCGCUGUAUAUAUCAUAUUACAUCCCGUUCUUCAAUUGGAUUUCCCAGUACAAGUGGUCCUACCUCCGAGGGGACCUUAGCGCCGCCUUGACAGUCGCCUCGAUCUACAUUCCCAUGGGUCUUUCUUUGUCCAAUAUCGCCCAUGCGCCACCGAUCAACGGCCUCUACUCUUUCGUUCUUCAACCAUUCAUAUACGCGAUAUUAGGAAGCUCCCCGUUGUUGAUUCUUGGACCGGAAGCAGCUGGGUCGUUGUUGACCGGAACAAUCGUGAAGGAAGCUGUUAAACCAGGGCCAUCUGGGGAGGAAGAUGAGGCUGCAAAUGCUAUAGUUGUGGGUGUAGCUACUGCACUGGCAGGUGCUAUGAUCUUGAUUGCUGGAAUAUUUCGACUUGGGUUUCUAGACAACGUUCUAAGCCGGCCUUUCCUCCGAGGCUUCAUUACCGCCAUUGGAUUUGUUAUAUUCGUGGACCAAUUUAUUCCCGAGCUUGGGCUAGCGACGGAAGCGAAGAAGGCUGGCAUAACACAUGGCAGCACGGUGGAUAAGCUUUUAUUCAUCAUCAGGAAUAUCAAAUACUCGCAUAGCUUAACAGCUGGUGUUGCAUUUACGAGCUUUGCUAUCAUUAUGCUAUUCCGCACUGUUAAGAGGCUUCUCCAGCCGCGGUAUCCGCAGGUAAUUUAUUUCCCAGAUCGUAUACUUGUUGUCGUUUUCUCGGCAAUUUUAACACAACAACUCGGGUGGCAUGAGAAAGGACUUGAGGUCUUGGGUCCUACUAAGAACUCCGGCAACGGUGUUUUCAAUUUCGAGUGGCCUUUUCAGCCCAAACAUUCAGAGCAGAUACGCGCUGCAUUGAGUACUGCGUUUAUCAUCGCGCUUCUUGGCUUCUUUGAGUCGUCUGUCGCCGCCAAAGGUCUCACAGGAGUCCCAAAUAAGGGUGUAAAAGGAAUACAGGUUAGCCCUAAUAGAGAGAUGGUUGCUUUAGGUUUCGCCAAUGUCGUAGGCGGAUGCUUCAUGUCUCUUCCUGCAUUUGGUGGAUAUGCAAGAAGCAAAGUCAACGCCUCGACAGGUGCGCACUCACCAAUGAGCAACAUAUUCAUUAGCAUCAUAACCGUGACAUGUAUCAUGGUCCUUCUGCCCUAUCUUUACUAUCUACCGAAAGCCGUGCUUUCUUCCAUGAUAUCCGUUGUCGCCUUUUCUCUAAUCGAGGAGUGCCCUCACGAUGUGGCAUUCUUUAUCCAUCUACGAGGUUGGACAGAGUUGGCGCUCAUGCUUCUCAUCUUCGUGUCGACGAUCUUUUACUCGCUCGAGUUAGGAAUGGCGUUAGGAAUGGGGUUAUCCGUGCUAAUUCUUAUCCGUCACUCUACACAACCUCGCAUUCAGAUUCUCGGCAAAGUGGCAGGCAGUGAUCGGUUCGACAACGCCGAACUCCGCCCGGAAACUGUCGAGGCAGUUGAAGGUUCUCUAAUCGUCAAAAUUCCAGAACCCCUGACAUUCGCAAAUACCGGUGACCUCAAGAACCGACUACGUCGACUGGAAAUGUACGGCACAAGCCGUGCUCACCCGUCAAUGCCGCGGAUUCGUCCUCCGGAGCACAACCAAAACAUCAUCUUCGACGUCCACGGUGUCACUAGCAUUGAUGGCUCAGGAACACAGGUUUUGUCUGAAAUUGUGGAUGGUUAUGCGGAUAAUGGCGCAAGAGUGUUCUUCUGCCGCGUUCCAAAUCGCGGGGUCUUCCGCAUGUUUGAACGCAGUGGCAUCGUUGCGCGAUGUGGAGGCUCAUCCCGUUUCGUCGCGCACGUCGACGAAGCGCUUAAGCUGGUUGAUUCCGAAACUCGAACUCUCAGUGCUUCCAGUGUUUGA
This is a messenger RNA of Aspergillus puulaauensis, 2163 nucleotides long. Its product is annotated as SulP family inorganic anion transporter. Gene Ontology annotation, molecular function: sulfate transmembrane transporter activity. Bases 1 to 2163 code for a protein of 720 amino acids. Gene Ontology annotation, biological process: transmembrane transport. Gene Ontology annotation, cellular component: membrane. Lineage: Eukaryota; Fungi; Ascomycota; Eurotiomycetes; Eurotiales; Aspergillaceae. The record is from RefSeq and is a predicted model, not a curated record. The transcript is spliced from 4 exons.